AUGAAACUCCUCCGCCAGCCAUCGUAUGAGAGUGGAAACCCUAACACCGCCAUGAAAUCCGCUGUCCGCCAUCAUCCACUAACCACUGCUCCCUUCCGACGCCAUCUCCGCCAUCGGCGCCGCAGACCGAGGUUAUCCGCUGCCAGCUUCGUGAUUCUCCUGUGGCUGUCGAUUCAGUGCCGCCAGUCCAUUGCAUUUCCGUCGUUGAUGCCGGCGCCGACGUCCGCUACUCGUGUCCGCCUCUCCAGGAAAGCCACGACCACCGCCUUGACUUCCUUCAUCUACCCGACCUCCGCGGCCAAGCUGCUCCCCAGAUUGAUGAUGGGCUCACCGGAAUCUGCUGCUUGUCACACGCGGCCCGUUGCUGGCGGAGGUCAAGAUCUCGCCGCUGAUUGCAGGGCUAAUGCUGACCAAGGGCAAAAGACAAGAAUGAUCAUUCCCCAGAGCAAGAGCCUUAUUUUGAAUUGGCUUCUUUGUCCUCCCCUCUUCAUCUAUAGUGUAAUCCAUUUCAGCAGCGGACAGCUGCCGUCGACAUCACCGGAAAAUCGCUACCGAGAUCCGCCCGAGCCCAGCCGAGAGCCGAUCGCGAGCCCCGCCCGCAACCGCGCGCAGCCCAGCGCCGUGCCAGAUCCUAGCCGCGAAGUCCCAUGCCGCCUGCCUGCUCGUGCCUGA
Molecule: messenger RNA, 672 nt
Organism: Striga asiatica
Lineage: Eukaryota; Viridiplantae; Streptophyta; Magnoliopsida; Lamiales; Orobanchaceae
Source: the annotation of a GenBank genome assembly